AUGUCGAAUCAACCGAAUCCAACAAAUCAAACAAAUCAAACAACAAGAAAUUCUCUUCCACUUUCUGGAAUUACAGUAUUCGAUUUGUCUCGACUCUAUCCAGGUCCAUUAUGUGCUCAAUUAUUGCAAGAUUUAGGAGCACUAGUGAUUAAAAUUGAAGAUCAAAGUGGAGGAGACCCGACGAGAUAUUUCCCUCCAUUGAUGAAAGAAGAGGAGGAUUCUGAAAAGAAUAGUAGUUAUCUCUUUCAUUGUUUUAAUAGAAACAAAAAAUCAAUUGCUUUGGAUUUUAAACGAAAAGAUAUUUCACAAAUGUUAAAAAAGAUUUUAUUUCAAAAGGAAUUGUUUGGUCAUGAAACACCGAGUGGUGUGAGAGUUUUAAUUGAUAGUGCUCGACCUGGAAAAUUAGAACAAUUGCUUGGAAUUAAACAUGUGAGUGAAUUAUGGGAGGAAUUUCCAGCGCUUGUCAUUUGUCGAAUUUCUGCAUUUGGACAAGAUGUGAAAAAAUAUGGAGAUAUUCCAGCUCAUGAUAUGAAUACUGUUGGAGCAGCUGGAAUUUUCAACAUUUCUGGAGACGUUUCUGAAAAGAAUUCCGGAUUGAAACCUCUUCCUAUCCAACUCUCAGAUGUCAUGACUGGUUACAGCUCUGCCUUACAAGUAACUUCUCUCAUUCGAAAAUUAGAAUCCAUUCUUCAAAAUCCAAUUUUCACACAACAAGAAAAAAUCGAAUUAUUGAAACAAGUGAAUCGACAAAUUGAUGUCUCCAUGUUUGACAACGCCAUUGCCACGAUUCAAAUGUCUCUCACGCUACAACUCAACGGAUAUGAAGAAAUGGCAUCCAAUGGAAGACACGUCCUAGCUGGUUCCAUAUUAGGAUAUAAUAUUUAUCCAACUAGGGAAGGAUUAUUAUCGGUUGGAUGUUUGGAACCACAUUUUUGGAAAGCAUUUCUCACAGUAUUAUCUCGAUAUGAAACCAUUCAUUCGUGUCCACAACAAGAACAAUUCAAAGAUUCUGAACGACCAUCCAACAACACCAUUCCACAACAAAUUCAUUCCCAAUCAUCCACUCGAAUUCUUCCUCUGACCAAAUAUACUUCUCCUCAAUAUUUAUUUUCCAAUGAUUCUGAAUUGAAAAGUCGUAUUACAAAAAUUCUGACAACAAAAACAGCAUGGGAAUGGGAAGAAAUUUUCACACAACACUGUGCAAGUUCUGAAAAGUUGCCAGUCACGAAAAUUCGAACAUUGCAAGAAAUUGAUCGAGAAUUAUUGCGGGAACGAAAUAUGAUUGCGAAUAUGGAUCAGAAGAAACAGCGUUGGAUUGUUAAAAAUGCAUUGGAUUAUUCGUCAUUGUUGAAAAACACAACUUUGGACCAUUCUUUGCAAGAUGAUCAUCAUCAACGAGGACCUCAAUUAGGAGAACAUAAUGCCAUGUUCCUCUUCUCCAAAUUGUAA
Messenger RNA from Naegleria lovaniensis, 1449 nucleotides. RefSeq lists its product as uncharacterized. NCBI's taxonomy places the organism in Eukaryota, Heterolobosea, Eutetramitea, Acrasida, Naegleriidae. The record is from RefSeq and is a predicted model, not a curated record. Bases 1 to 1449 code for a protein of 482 amino acids. Gene Ontology annotation, molecular function: catalytic activity. The transcript is spliced from 3 exons.